Messenger RNA from Lycium ferocissimum, 730 nucleotides. RefSeq lists its product as uncharacterized. NCBI's taxonomy places the organism in Eukaryota, Viridiplantae, Streptophyta, Magnoliopsida, Solanales, Solanaceae. The coding region runs from base 44 to 730 and encodes 228 amino acids. The transcript has 2 exons. The record is from RefSeq and is a predicted model, not a curated record.
CUCCUCUCUAUAGCUAAGCUUUGUGUUCAUUGAUUGAUUCAUAAUGUUCAUCAAAUUGGUAAACUGGAAGAAGAAGGCGGACGAAUUAAUGUUCCACACUUUGAUACGUGUUCAUCCACAAGUAAUACAGCAACACCCCGCAAGAGCCAUGAGAGGAAUAAGGCUAAUCAACUGGUUUAUUCUUCUCUUUGGUGUCAUCUCCGUCAUCCUUCUUUUCUACUGCUUCUUCACCUCUGCAGUGAAAUUGUUGGGAAUUAGCACUGGAAGUGGAAAUAGAAACAUCACUGUUUACAACAUGAAUCAUUGGUGGACCGAAAAUAGAAAAAUGGCUACUUCCAACAACGAUCAAUGGACUGAAAACAACACCAAUUAUUUUGAUCUUUCAAUCUUAGCAUCAGAGACGACAGCGAAUGUCAAAACUCCACUGCAUAAUACUAAUGGAAUAACAAUCGAUCCGAUUGAGCAUGUGAAUGAAACUGAUCAAGUUCCCGUUGUCUCUUUAGCAUCAACAGACAUAACAAGUGGAUAUCUCACUCGUCCGAAAGUCAAUUGUGCCUUAAAAUUUGGCACGACUGAUGAGACCACGUGUCAUCCAUCACUGGUUCUGAUGCCGGAACAGCAGCUAACAAAUAAUCUUGAUGCAUCUUCGCCGAUUGGGGUUGACAAUGAAGCUAGCUGCUUGGCAUUCGAUGUGGUUCAAGAAAUGAACACUGAAAUUGAGCAAAAUUGA